Molecule: messenger RNA, 777 nt
Organism: Clonostachys rhizophaga
Lineage: Eukaryota; Fungi; Ascomycota; Sordariomycetes; Hypocreales; Bionectriaceae
Source: the annotation of a GenBank genome assembly
AUGCCGUCAAGGUACCCGCCAGUCUCCUCAGAUAUGCUGCACCACCCUGAAACCCUUCUCGGUGAGGAGGAUCGCAGCCCAGCCCACCUCGCCAGGACCAGAUACUAUGACUCGGACGACAGCGCCUUGAACAGGACCGGAGACUACCGCAGCAGCCGGCGCAGCUACAGCACCUGCUGCAGCAAGGGAAGAAGCGUCAGAGGCGGCAUUGACCUCGAGCCAUGGUCCAGCAGGAGGUCUCACUCUGGUUCGUCCCUGGAAUCACACGGCCACAGGCGCUGGAGCAGACGCGGCGUUUCAGCGGCCAGGACUUGCACAUGCAAGAAGCCGCUACCAGCACCGGACUACAUCGUCUUCUGCCCAGAUCCACCCUUCGACCGGGAUGCAGAGAGCGAGGAGGACGAGGAAGACGACGACGAAGAGGAGCAAGGGGCUGGGCAUGGGGUGGCUUAUCCGGACAACAGCACGGCCACCAGCCCAGAGUCCUUUGUGACGCCCGACGAAGAUGACUCGAUAGAGCCACGGGAAGGAGGGCAGAGGGAUCAAUCGGGAGAGCUGGGGGACCAAUGGGACGAAGACAGUGAAGCAACUCGUCAUCAAGCCAAGGGUAAGGCAUCCAGAGAGGUGGCGGGGCAUGGAUGGCCCGAGCAGCAGAGACUGACAACUGUCGCAGUGAUGAGUGCCCUGGAGCACAUCAGAUGGUCUAGGGAGCACCGUGCAGAGCCGGGCUACCGACCGCACAAAGACCGGACUCGUCGGUCACCCAGAGACGAGUAG